AUGGAUGCAUUCAAUAAAGGCUUUGCCUCUUUCACUUCUUCUCUUCAAGGCCUCGGCUCUCAAGUCACCCCUAUCACUAGACGUACUACCCGUCUGAUUCAAGAAACCAUUGGCAGUGCCGAUGAAAAGACUAAACUUCCUGAAGAAUAUCUUGAAUUGGAACGCAGAGUCGACGCUCUCAAAACUGUCCACCAGAAACUCCUUUCUGUCACAUCCCAAUACGAAAAUGAAAGUUACGACUACCCCCCUAACCUUAAGGAGUCUUUCACCGACCUUUCCAAGACCAUCUCUGAAAAGGUCGCAGGCCUUUCACAGGUCUCCUCUGCCGCUGAGGCUGGUGCCGUUCUGACUGCUGCCCCCUCAAACAAGGAGCACAAAACCCUUCACCAUGCUCUGAGCCGUGCUGCUGCUGCCGGUGCUGAGGCACUCGGUGACUCUGCUGAUCCUCUUGCUUCUGCUCUUGAAAAGUAUGCCGUUGCUGAGGCUAAGAUUGGCGACGCCCGUCUGUCUCAGGACUCUCUUAUUGUCAGCCGGUUUAAUGCCGCCUUUGCUACCACCCUUAACACCUCUCUCCGCUUCGCCGCAAAAGCCCGUGCAAAUGUCCACAAGGCCCGCCUCAAUCUUGACGCUGCCAAGGCUGCUGCCAAAACUGCAAAGCCUGAGCGUCAGGUUGCUGCCCGUGUCGAGGUUGAACAAGCUGAAGACGAAUUUGUUGCUGCCACUGAGGAAGCUGUCUCUGUCAUGAAGAACAUUCUUGAUACCCCUGAGCCUCUCCGUAACCUUUCGGACCUCAUUGCUGCCCAACUUGCUUACCACAAGGCUUCUGUCGAGAUUCUUAACCAACUUCUCCCGGAAAUUGAUGAGCUGCAAAGUGUCCAGGAUAACAAGUACAGAGAGGCACGUGAGGCUUCUACUUAG
Molecule: messenger RNA, 918 nt
Organism: Magnusiomyces paraingens
Lineage: Eukaryota; Fungi; Ascomycota; Dipodascomycetes; Dipodascales; Dipodascaceae
Exons: 3
Coding region: 1-918 (305 amino acids)
Cellular component (GO): cytoplasm
Molecular function (GO): protein binding
Source: RefSeq, a predicted model, not a curated record